Haplochromis burtoni (Burton's mouthbrooder) is the source of this 2538-nucleotide messenger RNA. RefSeq names its product angiopoietin-like 6 (gene angptl6). Lineage: Eukaryota; Metazoa; Chordata; Actinopteri; Cichliformes; Cichlidae. The record is from RefSeq and is a predicted model, not a curated record. Bases 287 to 1747 code for a protein of 486 amino acids. The transcript has 8 exons.
CCAGUUCUGGGAGGCAGGAGUUUGUAAUUAGUUGUCUGCCUGAGACAGAAACUCUAGAGACAAAGCAGCAGUUGUGUAGUUAUCAGUCUUUUUGUUUUCUGCCAUCAGUUUUAGUUCAACAUUUUAUUAAGAUCAUUAACAGCUUUUGAUUUAGAGGAAGAUUUUUUUUUGAUAUCACUGUUUAUGUCUUAACAUUUGAUGUCUACUUUUCUGCGAUUUUGUCCUGGGAGCUGCAACAAAAACACCAAAAACUGUCUAACCAGCUGGCACAGAUUGUUACAGAUUCAUGGAGAAGGCACUGACAGUAGUUCUGCCUCUUUUUCUUACACUUUGUGUGAACAUGCCAGAAGUUGGUGGACAGAAGGAGGGAUCCCAGGAUGACAACAAAGGUUCAUCACGUUCUUCAGAAACAAAAACAGGCCGGUGCUCUUACACCUUCGUAGUGCCUCAGCAGAAAUUGACUGGGGCGCUGUGUCUGAACACGCAGCCUGCUCCUACCAACCAUUCAGAAGUGUCAGCCUUAUGGGCAGAGCUCAAACGACAGCAGGAACUACUAGAGAAGCUAAGAAGCCAACUGGAGCAGGAAGGGGUCCUUGCCAUUGAAGUAAGGGCCUUGCGCAAAGAGAGCAGCAGUAUGAAUUCUCGCAUCAGCCAGCUCUAUGCUCAGCUGCAACAUGAAGUUAUAAACAAGAAAGAUCAGGCCUUGGAGCAGCAAAAGGUGGAGAACCUUCUGCUAAAUGCGACAGCACAGGCACUGCAGGUGUCCAGGGAUUACAGGGAGCUGGAGAAGAAAUAUGGAGCCCUCACCUCUAUGAUGAGUUCACACAACCAGUUUAUUGCCCGUUUGGAGAAGAAGUGCCAGUGCAGGGACUCUGCCCAGUCCCCUCAAGUCGUUACUGAACCACCCAAAAGCCAGUCAAAUGUGCAUCUGAAUUACAGUUCUGAAACCAACCAAAUGACCAAUGAUGUUCAACGGGACCAAAGUGCUCUCCCAUUAGAGCAAGCUCAAACAGGGGGAGGUCCUUUCCAUCCCCCCACUACCACCAGCAGUCCUACAGACCCUUCCUUCUUUAGCUUUCCUGUCACAAAAACUCCAGGGCCAUGGCGGGACUGUCAGCAUGUGUUGGAAUCAGGUGAAACUACCAGUGGGAUCUAUUUGCUCCGGCCGCAGAGUUCCAACCGACUCCUGCAGGCCUGGUGUGAACAGAGUCAAGCUCAGGGAGGGUGGACGGUCAUCCAGAGGAGACAAGAUGGGUCAAUCAACUUCUUUAGAGACUGGGAACAGUAUAAGCAAGGCUUUGGGAACCUAGAUGGAGAGUACUGGCUUGGUCUGGAAAACCUGUACUGGUUGACCAAACAGGCUCAGUAUAAGUUGCGGGUGGCCCUGGAAGACUGGCGUGGCCGGCAGGUGUUUGCUGAGUAUGACAGCUUCUAUGUGGAACCAGAGAGCGACUGGUAUCGACUGCGGUUGGGACUGUAUCACGGCAAUGCAGGGGACUCCCUCUCCUGGCACAGCAACAAGGCCUUUACCACUUUGGAUCGAGACAAAGACAGCUAUGGCGGUAACUGUGCUCAUUAUCAGAAGGGAGGCUGGUGGUAUCACAUGUGUGCCCACUCCAAUCUGAAUGGUGUGUGGUAUCGUGGUGGACACUAUCGAAGCCGGUACCAGGAUGGUGUUUACUGGGCAGAGUUCCAUGGAGGAUCGUACUCCCUUAAACGGGUUUGCAUGAUGAUCAAACCCAAAUAACAAGGUUAUCUUAUGGACAUGUGCAAAGGAAAGACAUGAUGUGGAUGAUCUUCACAUAUGUGCAGAAAGAAUAAAACAAACUCUAUUUGUAACUCUACGUUUAAUAAAAAUGAUAUUUUAAAAUUAACCUAGUCUGUGACAUGUGCAUGAAAUGAAUAACCGGAUGAUGACUAAUAUUGACUAACUUGAGAAAUCUGCUGUCGGUCGUGCAACUUCCUAAAAGAAUUUGUAUUGCUCAAUAUUUUUUUUUUUAAAUUGCAUAAUUUUUCACUCCCAUUUGGACAAAAAAACAGGGGAGAGAAACAAAAAACACUUUGUGAAAGAGUACAUUAAAAAAUUACAUAAAAUAUGGGAGGAGGACAACUUAUAAGCAACCGUUACUCCACAAAGGGCUGGCUGCAGAUGUGGUUUUGUAUUUUGGGCUUCACAGAGUUUCCUGUACACAAGGGCGUUAAAUUUCCUCUCUAGUUUUUUUUUCUGCCUGUGAAACUUUUAGUCGGUCAUCAUAAGUAGGAUCUGCAUCGAGCUGACGUUCAUUUAACCCAGGUUCUGAAGCUGGAUAGUCUCUGGAUGCUCCUGAAACACUGCUCCAUUCACCUCAUUCCUUCUGCAUGCUGUCCAAGCAUGCUGCCUGUCAGGAUGCUGAGCAUUCUCAUCCUCCUCUUUUCACUGUGCAAUGCUGACAGCAUAUGCACAACAGAGUUGAAGACAGAUCCACCUGAGAUUAUUGCAGAAUAUGGAGGAAUUCCUGUAAUUGUAAACUGUACCACCAGACUGGGCGAUCAUUACGG